UCAAACGUCAAUCAAAAUUUUUCAGUGAGAAGUGGAAUUGUGUGGCUAAGAACAGUUAUACCAAACUCUUUUCUUAAAGUAUCAGAUGGUGUGGUCGUAAAUCAACAUUUUCAGCGGUAUUUCGACGUAUCAAAUUGGAUACAAAUGUGUUUAAAAUGUUGGAAUGCCUUUUCGGAGAUUAAAAAAUAUCGACCGUAGGAGAUUUGAUCAUUUGCAAUCCGAAGAGCUGGAAGAUAUUUUAGAGUCUUUAGCAUCCUUCACGACUGCCUCCGAACAGCCAUCAGCAAUGCAUUCAAGACAAUCGUCGACUUCAGGGGUACUCAUGGUGGGUCCCAACUUUAGGGUUGGAAAAAAAAUCGGCAGUGGGAAUUUUGGGGAAUUGAGAUUGGGGAAAAAUUUGUACAAUAACGAACACGUGGCUAUUAAAUUGGAGCCGAUGAAGUCCAAGGUGCCUCAGUUACAUUUAGAAUAUAGAUUUUACAAGAUUUUGGGCAACCACGAAGGUAUUCCCAAGGUUUUUCAUCUUGGAACCUGCGGCGGAAGAUACAACGCGUUAGUCCUCGAACUCCUCGGUCCCAGUCUAGAGGAUCUCUUCUCGCUGUGCAACCGAAGAUUCAGGCUGAAGACUGUGCUCAUGAUCGCCGAUCAGCUGCUGACCAGGAUAGAAUACGUUCACAGUAAGAGGCUGAUAUUUCGCGACGUCAAACCGGAAAAUUUUCUGAUUGGUAGGUCGAGGACUAAGAAGGACAAGGUUAUCCACAUCAUCGAUUUUGGACUGGCCAAGGAGUACAUCGAUCCUGAUACCAACAAACAUAUGCCGUAUAGAGAACACAGAUCGUUGACUGGAACAGCCCGUUAUAUGAGCAUCAACAGUCAUUUGGGCAGGGAACAAUCCAGGAGGGACGACCUAGAGUCCCUUGGACACAUGUUCCUCUAUUUCCUCAGAGGCUCCCUACCGUGGCAAGGUUUGAAAUGCGACAAUCUGAAGGAGAGAUACCAGAAAAUUGGCGAGACGAAGAAGAACACCCCCAUCGAGGUACUUUGCGAGGGUCACCCCGAGGAAAUCGCCAACUACAUGAGGUACGCCAGGAGGUUGGACUUUUUUGAGACACCCGAUUACGAAUAUCUGCGCAAGAUGUUCAAGGAUCUUUUCGAGAAGAGGGGCUACACUGACGAUGGCAUAUUCGACUGGACUGAUAAAUUGACUUGGUUGAACAAAGAAGAUGCUAGUCAAACGAAAGAGAAAAAGCUGUCUGUGAAUUGAAAGGACAGAAGAGAUAUGGAGUUUCGUGAAUUAUUGAAAAACAAAGGAAGAUCUCCUAACUUGAAUCGUAAGAUUGUAGGUCCAAAUUGUCAUGAAUUCGAAAAAUAAACUUUGAGUUUUCAA
Coccinella septempunctata (seven-spotted ladybird) is the source of this 1387-nucleotide messenger RNA. Its product is annotated as casein kinase I-like. Gene Ontology annotation, molecular function: ATP binding; protein serine/threonine kinase activity. Gene Ontology annotation, cellular component: cytoplasm; nucleus; plasma membrane. Gene Ontology annotation, biological process: positive regulation of canonical Wnt signaling pathway; peptidyl-serine phosphorylation; signal transduction. The record is from RefSeq and is a predicted model, not a curated record. NCBI's taxonomy places the organism in Eukaryota, Metazoa, Arthropoda, Insecta, Coleoptera, Coccinellidae. The transcript is spliced from 5 exons. Bases 164 to 1264 code for a protein of 366 amino acids.